Molecule: messenger RNA, 1411 nt
Organism: Styela clava
Lineage: Eukaryota; Metazoa; Chordata; Ascidiacea; Stolidobranchia; Styelidae
Source: RefSeq, a predicted model, not a curated record
UCAGUUAAUACUUAACUACACUGAAACCUCGAGAGAUGAAAAUCUCAAUCGUUUUUAUCUUAAUCUACGUCUUCGCUUCAUCCUGGAGUCAAGAUGAAACAGUGUUUCACUGCUCUCCCAAGCCGGGUUGCCAGAUUGCACAAUGUGAUCCGGUUGCUGUAAGAUGGGACAGACCAGGUUUCAACAUUGAUGAACAUCUGCAUGACAAAGAGUUUCCGAUAACGUGCAAAUCCAAGCAUGCGCCACAGUCUCGAAAUACUGCUGACUUGUUUCCUUUAGUAUCCAGGAAUAUUUUAGAUAUUGGAAAUAUCAGAUCAGAUUUAAGGAAACUGGAAGAAAACUUCGAAAAUAAAAUGGAAAAAAUUGAUGGUUCUGGAAAUGACGAAAGUGGCAACAAGUUUAAAGAACAAUCAGCAAAAAUUAACAAACUUGAAAGGAAUGUUGAACAGCAAUCUGACGAAAUGAAGAAAUUGAAGAAAGAUUUGGUUGAAGUUCAAAGAACGAAUAACAUUUUGGUGGAAGAAUUGAAUGAACAAAAGAAAACAAGCGACGAAAUGAAGAAAGAUUUGCUUCAAGUUCAACAAACAAAUAUAAAUUUGAUAAAAGAAUUGGAUCGCAAGAAGAAAACCAUCGAUGAGAUAUCGAAAGGAAACUGCGAACUAAAGGUUGGAAAUAUCUGCUAUUUCGCUGUGAUACUUGAUGAUAUGGAUGUCAGCUACGACAAUGCAGUUGAUAUUUGUAAGAAACGUAACGCAGAUGUUGGUUUGAUUCGAGAUGAAGGAUCUUAUAAUGCGAUUAUGAAUUACACGAGAAGGAAUAUGCCAAAGGAAAAGAAGUGGGUUCAAAUAUGGACAGGAAUUAAGAUUGAUCCAAUGACUGGUGACGUCACACCUGCAUAUUUAUUCACUAAAUGGUAUCCAGAUCAUCCAGCCACGGGAAUUCUAAAUGAAGAUCGCACAAAUGUUUGCCUUGUUGUUAAAGCAGACCCGAAUGAUCGUCGUCAAGGGAUGGCGAAUGUUUAUCCUAUCUAUAAGCAGCAUGGAGUUAUUUGUGAGAUCCUGAUAUAAUGAAACGACUGUCUGGUUGUUUUUUGUUCCUUUAUUAUCAAUAAAAUAUAAAUCAUUGAAUCCCAGUUAAAUUUAUUCGAUUAGCCUUACGCUGAUCCAUGUCGUUAUCACAGCUAUAAUGAGGUAAAUGAAAUUACGGUAAAUUUUGUAUUAUCCAAACGUAAAAAUGAUUCCUACUUUCGAAAUUUUCCAGUCCUGCAAACAAUUUAUUUAAAAUCAUAUAUUAUCGAAUAAUAGUUGGUUUUUUCAUAAUGUUAUUUUCCUUGUUUUGCUGAUCUUACUAUUUGAGUUGUAAAUAAUUUAAAUUUGAAUGAAAAUUGAAGAUUUAGUCGCGUAAAUUUGGA